Molecule: messenger RNA, 2949 nt
Organism: Pimephales promelas (fathead minnow)
Lineage: Eukaryota; Metazoa; Chordata; Actinopteri; Cypriniformes; Leuciscidae
Source: RefSeq, a predicted model, not a curated record
UGACGCGUCGCUAAUUUUAGAAAGCGAAAGUAAACUGCAAGCGAAAUUUAAGACGGGGCCUCGUGUGAAAGACUGCGGACAAAAACUCAUGUUCAUGAUACAAUUAUGAUUUUAUUAUUGCUCUUUUGUGUGUGUAAACCAUGUACAUUAAGUUUAUUGUUGUAGUAGCAAUACUCCUGGUAGUCGCUGAUGGCUUCACUUUGCGAGGUCCAUCUGCUCCUCUGGUUGCUCCUCUGGGAUCUUCACUGGUUUUGCCCUGUUAUACUGAUGAACCUUUGUUACCAGUGAAGGGUCUGGAGGUGAAGUGGAGAAGAACAGACUCAGAGACUCUGGUUCAUCUGUUUCUAGAAGGUGAGAGUCGACCAGAGGUCCAGCAGCAGGAUUAUCAGGACAGAGCUCAUUUCUUUACUGAUCAGAUUCAACAUGGAAACUUCUCCCUCCGUCUGGACAAUCUGACAGCUGAAGAUGAGGGAAAUUACACAUGUAAAGUUUACAGUCAGCAGGAUUCAGGAGAGACUGAGGUUCAAAUAAAAGAUGUUGAGCGUCUGCUGGUAUCAGGAUCGAGUCGCUCCACAUCGGCAUAUGUGGGUGAUGACGUCACUCUGAACUGCUCUAUCGACUCUCACAUCAAACCUGAACACAUUGACGAGGUUUCAUGGAGGAAAACAGAUGAAGAUGAAGAUUUUACGGUUCUGCUUUACCAGAAGAAUGAGGUUUUUCCAGGUUCAUCAGAUUUGCAAUACAGAGACAGAGUUGAGUUCUUCACUGAUGAAAUCCCCAAAGGAAACUUCUCUCUCAGACUGAAGAGUGUCAGAACUGAGGACAAAGGAGUUUACAUCUGUCAUGUGUUUGCUGGAGGACUUUCAGCCAAUACAACUGUGGUACUGGAGAGACUGGGUUUCUCUUCUCGGCACAUAACUGUGUUGUUUUUCUGUCUCGUUGCUGGAUUUGGAGCUGUGCUUCUGCUCUGUUGUCUGAUCUACUGCAGAGUUAAAAACACAGAAAACAGCAGAACAAUCUGGAAUCUUCAUCUUUCUCUGGUCUUUUGUCCAAAUGUCUGCAUGUUCUCCGCCUUCAUCCUCUGGGCUCUCACUGAAGGAUUUCUCCAUGAGACCGUCACUUGCUGCGCUCUGUUUAUUCUGAGGCCUGUCAUGUUGAUUUGGGCUUUGUCUUAUUUAAAGUAUCUCCAAGACGACAUUAAAACAUGGAUCCGGUUUUUCAGAAUAACCAGUGAAUUUACUGUUUUCACAGUCGUUGUUUAUUCAGUUCUUUUUGCAUAUGGCUGGAGAAAGACUGCACAUGAUACAGACUGGGGACGUCGUGUAUUUUCUGGACUAUGCUUUGGAGGAGUUCUGCUGUCGUGUCUCACCCUGAGUGGAAUGGACCUCAGAAGGCUAUGCAGUCAGGAGCGGCCAAGACGGGUUUCCUCAAUCAUACGAAUUCUAUCUCUUUGGUUGGAGAUUUUUUUCUUGUCUUUUUUUCAAUUGUUCCAGUUGUUCUCCUCAUUUGCAUCUCCCUCUCCAGCACUUUUUGUUGUACCAUGGGUUGCAGCACUGCUGCUUCGCUGUAUACCACUUUUACCUCGUCUACAAGCAAAAUUCAAAUUUCUCCAGAGAGGAUGGAUAACAUUAUUGUGGAUGAUAACAAUACCACUCCUAGAUAUCAUCCUUGUGAUUUAUUUUCUUCUAACCGUAUUGGAAAGGGAGAAAGAUUACUUGGGAUGGAUCUGCGUCAUUUUAUUUCUGGAAGUCCUGAAGAUGGUCGUGGUCUUUGAAUACUGUGUGACAGUUUUCAGUUUUGUUUUAACACGGGCAGAACAUUCAGGAAACCAGAGACGACAACAAAAGACUGAGACGAACCAACAACGAUCAAAUACAUUGGUCCUCUGUAAUUUCAUCAUGUACAUGUUUGGAGCAGUUGGUCUUGUGUUGUUGAACUCUGUUACACUGACAGCAGAACUGAUCCUCAAAGCACGUAACGGUGAGCGCGUCUUGAAGGAUCUGAGACUCAUCGUCUUCCCUUCCGAAUGUGUCUUUGCCUUGUAUUGGCUGAUUUUACUAAUGCACGCUUACUGGAAGGAUGUUACAUCUAAAUUUACACACAAUCGAAAGAACACACAUCAAAGACACAGCCGUCAGCUCAGGGACUCAGCAGAGACUCAUGAAAUGGAGAAUCUGUCCGCACCUGAUUCUGCUCUUUCACAGACACAGUGAUUGAGAAUCGGACUCUUCCACAUUUCUCGUGCGACUGACUUCCCUCUCCGACUGUAAAAGAGAAGUUCGUCUGGGGUAAAAACCAACUCAGUUUGACUGAAGACUUCGAAAUGUGUUGUUUUCUGUUGCACUGUAGGACAGUUUUAUACUGGUUGUUGAAUCAUUUCAAGAGUAAACCAUGGCAGUAUUAAAAAUUAUGCUUCUUAUUAACAAAAUGUUUUUGUUUUGUUUUUUCAGAUUUCGGUACAGCGAUUUUGUGAAUGUAUUUUGUUCUAAACAAUGUGAGUAUUUAGUUGAAGGAUAAGUUCGCUAUUUUACAUUUAAAGCCCUGUUUCAAGAUCGUUUCUGAUGAAAUAGAGCGGCUAAGAUUAUAAUUUGGACACAUGCUGCUGUCCUGAGACAUUUCGCUUUCUGUGUUAGAAACUACUGAUUUUUUCCUUAACGGAGUUUCAUAUGUUUUGUAAAUGUUUAUGUGGUUAUUGCACCAGUAUUAGACAUCAGCUUUUAUGGACAGGCUGUUUUUACUUUCAAAUCAAAAUGGAUCUGCUUAUGUUUGUCUUUUUAUUUUGAUAUUGUCUCAGGGUACUGUAUUCAGCUAUACACUGAAGUUGAUAAAUUGGAUUUGCCAAAUACAUUUAUGUAUUACAAAUCAUUUUGUAAAGUGUCUGAAUUUAGUCUAUGUGUGUGUGUGUGUGUGUGUGCCAUACGAUAAUAAAUGUUCAGAGAAUGCUUUCUA